Molecule: messenger RNA, 2643 nt
Organism: Lutzomyia longipalpis
Lineage: Eukaryota; Metazoa; Arthropoda; Insecta; Diptera; Psychodidae
Product: gastrula zinc finger protein XlCGF58.1-like
Exons: 5
Coding region: 107-2383 (758 amino acids)
Source: RefSeq, a predicted model, not a curated record
UGAAUGGAAAGAAUGAUUUGCUCUCUUUCAAAAAGGUCAUUAAAAAAAUAAAUCAGUGAAAAAGAAAAGUUCUAGUUCUUAAUGAUUUUAUUGGUAAAGUGAGGCGAUGCAGACAGAAGCAGAACUCGAUCUUGGUCAGGAUAUUUUGGGCAAUAAUGAGGAUUUCCGGGAAUAUUGGUUGGAAUACCAGGAGAAUUGGCGACUGGAUUGUGGGCAUGAAUGUUACUUUUGUGAGAAGGAAUUCCCCACAGCCUUGUCCUGCUACUAUCAUGAGAGAUUCUGCAAAGAGGGCCCCACAGAGAGAUUCAGCUGCCCGAAAUGUGGGCUGAACUUCAAGUACAAAAUGGGUCUGCAGCACCAUGAAAAGCGUCAUGCUAAACCUGGUGGAUUCCUCUGCUUCCAGUGCAAUGCGCGAUUCACAUCAGCUACAGCCCGGCUUGAGCACAAAAAUUCCCAACAUCCGAUUUUUCAAUGCCAGAUUUGUCUGGCUGUGAACAGAACUUCAUCAGAGUACGUUGAACACAUUCUGAACAGUCACAGUUAUCCCAAGAAAAGACCGGCAAGGAAUUCACGAAGAAAUAAUCAUUCAGACGAUGCUCCUGUGACAAUUAAAUGUGAACCAUUGGAGAUUGAAUUCUUCGUUUCGGAUCUACAGCAAUUGCAGGCCAAUGAGAAGAGAAGCUUUGAAAGUGUCCUCGAGGUCAAAGAGGAAGAUUUGAAUGCGGAAAAUCAUCAAGAUACAGAUAAAACCCAGCAGGAAGAUGAUCAUCCUCCAUCGAGUCCUUUUCCAGACAUUGGCUUUGAUUCCAACUCUUCUGACGAUGAGAAAGAGAAUAAGACAAUUUUACAAGAUUCAAAGAAGAAUUCAAAGGAUUCAACGGAGAAUUCCAAGAGACAUCCCUGCCCUAAAUGCGAAAAAACAUACCAAAUAGAUGGAAGAAGAUUUGUCAGACACAUGAAAGAGGAGCAUUUAAUACACAGCGAUGAUGAGGAAUGGCCAGAAGUUCUUUCCGGAUUCAAAGGAAAAACCUAUUGCUGCGAAAUUUGCAACAAAUGCUACCUUUGUAAGACAGCAUUGGAGACUCACAUUAAUCUGCACGAUCCAAAAACAAAGCUUCAAGUUCAAAAGGAAAAGCCUAAAUUCACCUGCAGCCUGUGUACGAAGGAUUUUACAUCCAAAUUCAUAUUGAAGACUCACAUCAAGAAGAUUCAUCUGCAUGGGAAGCUCUUUGUAUAUUGCCCGAAAUGUGGAGCAAAAUUCAGGAAGAAGGAACGUCUGAAGCAGCAUGAGCAGGCCCAAUGCAAAAGGAAUUUGCGGUAUCAAUGUGAGAUUUGCAAGAAGUUCUUUCAAAUUCCGCGUACGCUGAAGUUGCACAUGAUGGUGCACACGGAUAAGCCAUAUCCUCCGUAUUUCUGCCCAUUUUGCAGCAAACCCUUCACGACUAAGCGCAACAGGAAGAUUCACUACCUGGGUGCGCAUAAAAAGUACAAUGAGAAGACUAAGAGCUGUCAUGUGUGCCAGAGGACGUUUGCUGGCAUAACAAAGGCAUACAUAAAGCAUAUGUUGAAUGAACAUGGGCUGGUGGUGGAGGAACGUCAAGAGGAGACUCCGUGUCAGUACUGCAAAGUGAGAUUCCCUUCGGAGAAGAGUCUGGAGGAGCACGUCAAAAGGCGACACAUAAUUGAUGGGAAAAUUCGGACUAAAUGCAAGUACUGCGGUGAUUUCUUUGAUGACUACAACACACUGAUGGAGCACAAAGAGACAGUACAUUGGGAUAAAUUCACCUGCAAGAUAUGCAAUAAAUUCCUCAAGGGUGAAGGUAAUCUCGCACAUCAUCUCAACAUCAAGCACCCCGAGCUUAAAUUGAGCAACAGAAGAAAACAUCUCUGUGGGAAAUGUGGCAAGAGUUUCAACAACAAGACAGCUCAUCGGGAUCAUGAGCAAUCAGACUGUGGACGAUCACCGCAACAUCAAUGCGAUAUUUGCAAGAAAUUCCUCUACAGCCGUGGUAGCCUGAAGACUCACAAGUACACGCAUAGCGUCGUCAAACCCUACCAAUGCUCAUACUGCAAAAAGUACUUCCUAACGCGUCAGAGUAUGCAGGAGCAUGAGACGACGCACACGGGUGAGAGACCCUUCAAAUGCCCCCAUUGCUCAAAGACAUUCGGUCACAAGAAAACACUCUCAACGCAUCUGCUCGUCCACACGGGAGAUAAGCCGUACAUGUGCUCAGGAUGUGGACAGAGAUUUGCCUGCUUGUCCAAUUUGAGGGUUCACCGGAAGAGUAGAUCAAAUUCAUGUGAUCUCAUUCCAAAUAACACCAAACCCGUGUACACGAAGGGGGCGAGGAAUCUUCUGAAUCUCACAUCUAAAGAACAGUAAAAAGUGAUAAAUAGAGAGGGAUAAAGGCAUUAAUUAAAAACUUUGAGCAAUGUAAAUGACUAAAGUAAAACGUUAUGAUAAAGCAAAUAUUUAUUCUGAAUGAAUUUUUGGGUAGUUUUAUUGGAAUUCUUCAUGUUUUAGUUCUCAUUUUAUGAUGAAAAAAAAAUUAAAAAAUUUGAUUUAGAAAGAAAAUAACUUUAUGAUGAAGAUUAGGAAGCAGAGGAAGGAUAAAUUAUUAAAGAAUUACUUUUUCUCACAAC